ACGUACUUCACACUCGUCAGUACCGCGUCUCGUCUCUGUGGCGCAUUUGUGUUAUUGCAACUAAUGUUUGGUAUCGAGUCAUCGAAAGAUGGCUGAUACAAUUCGACAUUUACAAAUGUCAAAACUCGUGGUAUUGUUUACUAUUGGAUUACUGGGUUCAGUAAUCGGUAGUCGUGAUAAAAUACCCCGUGAAAGUGUCUCAAAUAUAUUAAUUAAAAGUGCAUUGGAUUCAUUGAAUGAAGAAUCACCAACGAAACAUACUUAUAAAGGUGGAAAUCUACUAAGUGCGCAGAAACUGGAAAGUCCACCAUAUGUCAUCUACCGUCUCACCUUAAACUUAGAAAUAAAUUGUGAGGAACCCCCGUGUCCUCGUGAAGCUUGUGCAAUUGAAAUAAAAGAGUACAAGACAAAAGUUAUAGAAGUAGACAAUUCAUCGAAACAAUGCAUGUACCUGUAUCCACAAUCAAUCCAGAACAGUUCCCAAGACAUUCCUGAUGAUCAAAUAAUCGAGAGCCUGGAUAGGCAAAUCAACGACAGUGUGAAGCUUGAUCACGAAGUCCAGGAGGUCUCCGAUCACAACGAUCGUCCCUUCAUAGCAGUAAGAGCCUCUCACUACUGUCCAGGAUGUCCCUACGAGCUUAAUCCAACGCUUCCAGGUCUGGUGGCUUUUGGAGAGUUGGCAGCAACAUCACUGGAUGAAUCUGGUAAAAGUGACUUUAAACACAGGAUUGUCAGUAUUGUGAGAGUAACCAGGGCAGUCCCUCCGGGUUCCAAUGUCGUACGUUAUGAAUUUUUGAUGGAAGUUGGUGAAACAAAUUGUCUCAGAACUACCCAAAUCGAGAGGACCGAGUGCUCACUUCAAUCCAAUAUUCCAAUUAAACUGUGUCUUAUGAGAAUUGAUGAGAAACCAUGGCAGCAGGAUAGCAGACGUUUAAUUUUCAAUAACUGCACAGAUUCUGAUAAAAUAAAUGAAGUGAGGGGAAAGAUCGAGACGCCGUUGACGAGUGAGUCCUUGAUUAGAGAAGAUAUUUACAGGGAGGAUGACUCACAGCAGGAGAUUUAUGAUCAAGUGGCAUUGGAAGGCCAAGUUAGCACAUAUCAAAGUCCCAUUGAUGAGUCACCAGUUUCAAUUCCGACAGCUGGAACCUCGGAUUGUUUGCAUCAAUCAUUUGUAACAGAGAUACCAUUCACACAGAUUGUUGUUGGUACGGAAAAUGCACCAGAAGAAAUUCCCAAGUUCACGGAUAAAAUCAGAGAGUUUGAUGAAUUUUUGAAAGACUUUGAUAUCGAUAUUAAACCUACGACGGAGAGAAAUUAUGGACCUGAGAUUGUUGAAGAGACUAUUCAUCCGAAGAAGAUUAAGGUGAAGGAACUUCAUCGAUCUUCAGAGGAGGAGUCGUCGACGGAGAUCAAGAGGCAGAAGAGGGCAGUCGAGAAAGGGAUUAAUGAGAAGAAUUUAAUCUUCAAGCUUUCGCAGAAGGCGAUGAAGAUUUUGGAUGAGAUGGACAAUGAUGAUAGCAAACGAGUGAUUGCUGAUAUCGUGGACUACAAGAGAAUCAAUGACGAAGGAUUUAUCUAUCACAUUACGGUUCUUGUAGCUCCACAGAGCAACUGCGAUGAAAAACACAGGAGAAUCAAGGAUUGCAAGCAUCAUCCUGAGUCACAAUCUAUGAACAUGUGCACUUUGCAGAUUGAGACGGAUGAUAAGAGUACGGUUGACACUGCUAAGGUAGUCCAGUCCCAGUGUUACGAGAUUAAAAAUCGGAGGAAGAGACAGAUUGUUGGGGCACCUCAAACUAUUUCUGUGGAUUCUCCAGUGAUAAAUGAAUACGUGCAGAAAGGAUUGAACAAACAUUUUCGAAGACUUGAAGGGUCGAAUAAACCUUUGUCGUUCAAGGUGAUUGAAGCAACGGAGCAAGUGGUGGCUGGAUCUCUUUACAAGAUCAAAGUGAGGGUAACACCGGAGGAUUGUGUGCCUGGAAAUGAAGGAUAUGGUCCAUGUCGUUCCAACGGUAAUAGUCAUGUUCACUGCUUGAUAUCAGUGUGGUCUAAACCCUGGGAGAAGUUUGAAGAAAUCACUGUCAAGUGUGAUGAAGCACGCAGGAAAAGGUCCUUGGAACAUCAGAAGGAUAGAUUGAGGGACAAGAGAGAUGUUCAACUUGGAGGUCCAGCGAAAAUCUCUGUAGAUGACCCAGAUGUACAGAAGUACGUGAAGAAGGGAUUAACGAAAUAUUCUUCAGGGCUUCAAAGUACUAAAGAGCCAAUUAUCAAUGAGGUGGUUGAAGCCACUCGUCAGACAGUCGCAGGAUCUCUUUAUAAAAUCAAGGUGAGAGUUGCUGAGAGUGACUGCCCCAAAGGAACAACAACAAUGGAGACCUGCCUUGUGCUGAAGGAAAGUCCUGUUCAGAAUUGUCUCAUCCAAGUCUUGUCGAAACCCUGGGAGAAUUUUGAAGAAAUCACUGUCAAGUGUGAUGAAGCACGCAGGAAAAGGUCCUUGGAACAACAGAAGGAUAGAUUGAGAGACAAGAGAGAUGCUAUAGUUGGAGGUCCAGCGAAAAUCUCUGUAGAUGACCCAGAUGUACAGAAGUACGUGAAGAAGGGAUUAACGAAAUAUUCUUCAGGGCUUCAAAGUACUAAAGAGCCAAUUAUCACUGAGGUGGUGGAAGCCACUCGCCAGACAGUCGCAGGAUCUCUUUAUAAAAUCAAGGUGAGAGUUGCUGAGAGCGACUGCCCCAAAGGAACAACAAUAAUGGAGAACUGCCUUGUACUGAAGGAAAGUCCUGUUCAGGAGUGUCUCAUCGAAGUCUGGUCGAAACCGUGGGAGAAUUUCGAAGACAUAAAAAUCAACUGCAACUCAAAACGCAGAAGACGAGCCCUAAAAGGUGCAAAUUACCCUCAAAAAAUGCUCGGUAUUGCAAAGGAGAUUGAAGCCGAAAGAAAAUUUAUGAAAUUCCAAAAAACCUAUGAUAAAACCUAUUCAUCUGAUGAAGAACGAGCCGUGAGAUUCCGGAUCUUCCAACAAAAUAUGGAAAUUGUCAAAAAUCUCCAAGACUACGAACAAGGAAGUGCCGUUUAUGGGGCUUCAAUGUUCGCAGAUCUAACGCCCUAUGAGUUCAAAUCGAAGUACCUGGGGUACCGUUCAGACCUCAGAAGUAAAAAUGAAAUUCCCUUGGCUGAGGCCAAAAUUCCGAACAUCGAAUUGCCAAAAGAAUUCGAUUGGCGUCACUACAAUAUCGUGACAGAGGUCAAGGAUCAGGGAUCGUGCGGUUCCUGUUGGGCUUUCUCAGUUACCGGUAAUGUCGAAGGACAGUACGCCCUGAAACAUAAUAAAUUGGUGUCCCUCUCCGAACAGGAGCUCGUAGAUUGCGAUACCCUAGAUGAUGGUUGCAAUGGUGGACUCCAGGAGAAUGCAUAUCGUGCUAUUGAACAACUUGGAGGACUGGAACUGGAGAAUGAUUAUCCUUAUGAUGGAGAGGACGAGAAGUGUCAUUUCAAGAAGAACAAGGCAGUUGUACAGAUUGUCUCUGCUGUGAAUAUCACGACCAAUGAGACUCAGAUGGCUCAGUGGCUGGUGAAGAAUGGUCCAAUGGCCAUUGGCAUUAAUGCCAAUGCCAUGCAAUUCUAUAUGGGAGGCGUUUCACAUCCCUUCAAGUUCCUUUGCAAUCCUGCUAGUCUUGAUCAUGGAGUUCUCAUCGUUGGGUAUGGCACACAUACGUACCCAUUGUUCAACAGGACCAUGCCUUACUGGCUGGUGAAGAAUAGCUGGGGUAAACGAUGGGGUGAACAGGGUUAUUAUCGAGUCUACAGGGGUGAUGGUACUUGUGGUGUCAAUGCUGAUGUUUCUAGUGCUAUUGUUGCAUAAGAGGUGCAAUUUUUAAGAUGGAUAUUGUCAUUUUUUUAUAUUUUAUUCUCUUUCAAUUAUACUGUAUGAAAAAUAUGUUGAAAGUGUGAGAUUUUAGUCCAUGACGAUUUUUUUUAUCCAACCAGUUAUUUGGAGCUUUUUAAAUAUUAUUUUUAUGAUCAAAAUGUAGUUGGAAAUUUUGUUUUUUUUUGUGCCAAAGAAUAAUGCGGCUUUCUGAUUUUUUAAUGAAUUUUCCGUUUUUUUAUGAUGAACAAAUGAGAUUUACUUCCUCAUCGUGAAUGAAUUUAUCAUGGUUUCGGAUUGAAAUUUAAUUAUUCUAGAUUAUUUUAGUUGUUACUAACUGAAGUAGGAUAUAUUUUUAAAUAUUAUUAUCAAUAAAUGAGACAACGAUUAUUAACAUA
Diachasmimorpha longicaudata is the source of this 4263-nucleotide messenger RNA. RefSeq lists its product as uncharacterized. The record is from RefSeq and is a predicted model, not a curated record. NCBI's taxonomy places the organism in Eukaryota, Metazoa, Arthropoda, Insecta, Hymenoptera, Braconidae. The transcript is spliced from 2 exons. The coding region runs from base 89 to 3862 and encodes 1257 amino acids. Gene Ontology annotation, cellular component: lysosome. Gene Ontology annotation, molecular function: cysteine-type endopeptidase activity; cysteine-type endopeptidase inhibitor activity.